AUGCUCGAAACUAGUAGCAAAGCAAAAAAUGUAAAUCCGCGAUCACAAUCGCAAGCAAAUACGAAGCAUCAAUCCUGCGUGGCGUCCAUAAAGGCGAAGUGCGUGUUUUGCAAAUCCGAGCAUCUCGUGUAUCAUUGCGAGGGGUUUUUAGCAUUGCCCGUCCCACAAAGGAUCUCAGAAAUUAAGAAACGCAAAAUUUUUGUCAAUUGUUUAAGAGCGACAGAUCAUGUUGCAAAUAAAUGCCCUUCAGGCAGUUGCAAGGUUUGCAAAGGCAAGCACAAUACAUUGCUACAUAUACCAGCCGCAGCAUCGGCUCAAUCUAAUCCGCCCGUGGAACAGAGUCGUGUCGUUGACGAAACGGCAUCUGCGGGUGGCUCCACCGCCAUCGUCAUGAGCAACAGUAUCGCCUCUGAUCACAGUGACGUGAUGCUCUCAACCGCGAUCGCAUUCGCAUACGACAGUGAGGGUCGGCGUAAGUCCUGCCGCAUAUUAUUGGACUCCGGCUCUCAGGCUAAUUUCGUUUCGCGACGGUUCAUGGAAUCAUUCAAUAUUAAAGCUCGUUCCUCAGACGUAUCUAUAUCUGGUAUAAAUAAUACCACCACGCGGUCAUUCCAGGCAGCUAACAUAAGGCUACAUUCGCGCACAAAUGCAUUUAGCUUUGCAUUAGACUGGAUUGUCACAGAGCGCAUAACCGGUAGGCUUCCGGCAGUUUCGUUUAAGAGAAACGCCUUUGAGAUUCCUCAUAAUUUCGAGUUGGCCGACCCCCAAUUUCACGUCGCAUCGGAAAUUGACGUCCUGAUUGGCGCAGAGCAUUUUUGGAAUUUGAUUUGCGUUGGGCAGAUAAGGGCAUCGUCAGCGUGCCCUACAUUACAAAAAACGCGUUUCGGGUGGAGCUUAGCCGGUCGAUCGCACAACCCAUCAGGAUCGUCAUCAAAUAUACAUUCUUUUCACGCAUCAAUUAGUAACGUGCAAUUACAUGAUCAACUCUCACGCUUUUGGGAGAUAGAAGACAUUGCUACGACCUCCAGCGUUCACACUGCUGAUGAGGCAUUCUGCGAACAACAUUUCGUGCAAAACGUGUCUCGUGCCGAGCAAGGCCGAUUCGUUGUUAAAUUGUCCUUUAAGGGGCCUAUGCCUCCUAAAUUCGUCGGUGACAGGGACAUCGCGUUAAAGCAACUUAGGGGCAUCGAAAAACGCUUUAACCGUGAUCCACAAUUGAAAGAGCGAUACUCGCAAUUCAUAGACGAGUACAGCGCCCUGGGUCACAUGAAGAAGAUCAACGAAGGGGGCGGAGAGGUUUCGGAAUCCUUUCACCUGCCUCAUCAUUGCAUUACCAAGGCGCCAGCCUCUGGUAAAUUCCGUGUCGUCUUCGACGCUUCCGCCAAGGACGCGACUGGCGUCUCAUUAAAUGACGUCCUCAUGGUCGGUCCUACUGUCCAACAGGAUUUGUUUACCAUUCUGGUACGCUUUCGAACAUUUCGUUUCGCUCUAUCAGCCGACAUAGUGAAAAUGUACCGCCAGGUGUUGGUGCAUCCGUCGCAAACAAAUUAUCAGCGCAUUCUCUGGCGCAACCAGUCCACUUCGGACAUCAUAGUUUACGAACUUCUCACUUUGACGUAUGGUACAUCGCCUGCGUCGUUUUUAGCCACGCGAUGUUUAAAGUGGUUAUCCGAGCAUUGUGCAGUCAAUUGGCCUCGCGGGGCCACGUGCGUCGGGCGUGAUUUCUAUGUCGACGAUAUGCUUACCGGGGCGGACACAAUUGAUGAGGCAUUAGCAAUCCGGGAUGAAACAAUCGAAGUGUUACGCUCUGCCGCCUUUGAGCUCGGUAAAUGGGCCUCUAGCUGCCCCGAGUUAUUAGCCGGAGUGAAAAAUCAGAAUAACGACCCGGUUAUAAUUCAUAAUGGUCCGGAAUCGUCUGUAUUAGGCAUUCAUUGGAUCCACUCACAGGAUACCUUCCGUUUCUAUUACGAGCCUGACGACAAUUCCAUGAUACCAUCCAAACGAAUCAUAUUAUCAGAAAAUUCCAGAAUCUUCGAUCCCCUUGGUCUUCUGGGGCCGGUGACCGUGCGGGCCAAGCUAAUUCUUCAGGAGCUCUGGCAACUCGGCAUUCACUAG
This is a messenger RNA of Cyphomyrmex costatus, 2115 nucleotides long. RefSeq lists its product as uncharacterized. The transcript has a single exon. The record is from RefSeq and is a predicted model, not a curated record. Bases 1 to 2115 code for a protein of 704 amino acids. NCBI's taxonomy places the organism in Eukaryota, Metazoa, Arthropoda, Insecta, Hymenoptera, Formicidae.